UAUCAAACCAUGAAGCUUCUCAUCGUCCUCCUCGCUCUCAUCGCUGUUGUUGUAGCCUCCAGCUACGGAGCUCAAAACGACUACCCAACAGAUGUUGGAUAUGGAAACCCUGGCUAUGACAACGGAAAUCCCUUCUACAAGCCACGCAAGCAUCACAGAAGACGCCACGGACGUCGUGGAAGACACGGAAGACAUGGAAGACAUGGAAGAAGACAUAGUGAUUCAUCCGAUUCUAGCUCUGAAUCAAGAUCCAGAUCAUCGUCGGGAUCCAGUUCAUCCGAGUCACGCAGCUACGAGAGAGAUUACUACUACGUCCCAAGAUGGCCAACCGCCCCAAGUUACGGAAACACCGGUAACGAUGUUCCAGCUGGAACAGCUUACGGAUCACCAGCCAACGAUCCACCAGCACCUGCUCCAUACGGUACCAACACAUUUGGCGGAAAGUAAAUAAUUGCGAUGUUUUUAUUAAGAUAUUUUGGAUGUGGUAAUGAAUGGUAUCUAAUUGAACUUCCG
Caenorhabditis elegans is the source of this 513-nucleotide messenger RNA. RefSeq names its product FIP (Fungus-Induced Protein) Related (gene ZK813.1). The coding region runs from base 10 to 447 and encodes 145 amino acids. The record is from RefSeq and is marked reviewed. The transcript is spliced from 2 exons. Lineage: Eukaryota; Metazoa; Nematoda; Chromadorea; Rhabditida; Rhabditidae.